AUCUUACGUAUGUAAUGACUUAUUUUUAACAUUUUUUGGUAUGGCAAAAUAUACGUGUCAACCUAAAAAAAAGAAAAUUGGGAAAAUCUAAAUCAGUUGGUACAUUUUUUGGAAGUGUUGUUUAUCUAAGUUUCGAUUUGUGCGUGAGCUGCUUGGGGGUAUGUCAGAUACUCCCCCGGCUUCAGAAACAAGGAAACCGAAACCUAAGAGGACAAGGCGAGAAUAAGAAGCGAAAUCUAAAUUAAUUUUUAAGGUUUAAAACAAUUAUAACAAUGAAUAUUCGCUGCGCCCGACCUAGUGACCUAAUGAACAUGCAACAUUGUAAUCUUCUGUGCCUACCAGAGAAUUAUCAGAUGAAAUAUUAUUUCUAUCAUGGUUUGUCAUGGCCCCAGCUGAGUUACGUUGCUGAAGAUGAGAAAGGGCAUAUUGUUGGUUACGUUCUUGCGAAGAUGGAAGAAGAUGGUGAGGACAAUCGACAUGGCCAUAUCACUUCUCUAGCGGUCAAAAGAUCACAUCGACGUCUGGGUCUCGCACAAAAACUUAUGAAUCAAGCGUCACUUGCUAUGGUGGAAUGUUUUCAGGCCAAAUAUGUAUCACUACACGUAAGGAAAAGCAACCGAGCAGCCCUUAAUUUAUACACUAAUUCCCUUGGUUUCAAGAUUUUAGAAAUUGAGCCCAAGUACUAUGCUGAUGGUGAAGAUGCAUAUUCUAUGAUGAGGGAUCUCAGUGCAUUUGCAGCUGAUAAUAAGUCUGAGAACCAAGCCUCUGAAAAUUUAGAAAUUAAGUCAGAAUCAGCUAUCGUGUCUCAGUGUUAAUUAUGAUAUUUUGCAUUUAAGGCAAUAAAGUUUUUCUAUAUAA
Molecule: messenger RNA, 858 nt
Organism: Melitaea cinxia (Glanville fritillary)
Lineage: Eukaryota; Metazoa; Arthropoda; Insecta; Lepidoptera; Nymphalidae
Gene: vnc
Product: N-alpha-acetyltransferase 10
Exons: 4
Coding region: 273-815 (180 amino acids)
Biological process (GO): N-terminal peptidyl-glutamic acid acetylation
Cellular component (GO): NatA complex
Molecular function (GO): protein N-terminal-serine acetyltransferase activity; protein-N-terminal-glutamate acetyltransferase activity
Source: RefSeq, a predicted model, not a curated record